Otolemur garnettii (small-eared galago) is the source of this 2911-nucleotide messenger RNA. It is a transcript of the gene SLFN11, whose product is annotated as schlafen family member 11. Gene Ontology annotation, molecular function: tRNA binding. Gene Ontology annotation, biological process: defense response to virus. The coding region runs from base 74 to 2776 and encodes 900 amino acids. Lineage: Eukaryota; Metazoa; Chordata; Mammalia; Primates; Galagidae. The transcript has 5 exons. The record is from RefSeq and is a predicted model, not a curated record.
AAAUUAUCCGGUAAAUCCAACAGAAUCAGUGGUUUUUGUUUUGAAAGUUCUUUGUUUCUUCUAUAGGCUCACCAUGAAAAAAAAUCACUGCUCCCUGGUGCUGGAACCACCAUGCUCAGACUUGGUCAUCGAUGUGGGAGAAGUGACUCUUGGAGAACGAAAUAGGAAUGAGCUGCAGAAAACACAGAGAGAACAAGAGAAGGCAAGAGUUGUACAGGCCGCGUGUGCGCUAUUAAACUCAGGAGGAGGAGUGAUUCGGAUGGAAAUGAAAAACAAGGAUGAGCAUCCUGUGGAGAUGGGACAAGAUUUAGAACUGGCUUUGAGAGAGCUUAUUCAAUCUUCAGAUUUUCAGGCUUUCUUUGAGUACAACCCACAAGGGAGGAAUUUCUACAUUUUUGUUAAGUCUUGGAGCAGCGACUCUUUCUCUGAAGACACUUCUGUCAAACCCCGCAUUUGCAGUCUGAGUUCUUCCCUAUACUGUAGAUCUGGUACCUGUGUGCUGGCCAUGGAUUCAAGAAAGGCAUUUGGCUUCCUGAUGACCAAGAAAAAGGAUGCAAAAUACCGUCUGAAUAAUGAAGGAUCUCCACCUAGUAAAAUUCCCCAAAUUGACCACCAGAAUACCUCUGAAUCAAAUCCUGCUUACAGAAUUUUUCAAAUGAACAGGCUUACAUAUGGUGAAAUCCUGCCAUUUCCUGAGUCUCAAUGCAUAGAGUUUAAACAGUUUAGUACAAAAAACAUGCCAAAAUAUAUAAAAAAUUUAAUUCCACAGUACAUCUCAGCAUUUGCAAACACUAGAGGAGGCUAUCUCUUUAUUGGAGUGGAUGAUGAGAGUAAGAAAGUCCUGGGAUGUGCAAAAGAAAAUGUUGACCUUAAGUCUCUGAAAGAUAUAAUAGCAGGAACAAUUUCCAAGUUGCCCCUUGUCCACUUCUGCUCUUCCCAGCCAAUGGUGGAGUACAGCAUCAAAAUUAUAGAUGUUUUUAAGGGAGAAGAGUUGUAUGGUUAUCUCUGUGUGAUUAAAGUGGAGCCAUUCUGUUGUGCGGUAUUCUCAGAAGAUCCCAAAUCAUGGAUAGUGAAUAACAAGAAAAUCUGUAGCCUGACAGCCAAGAAAUGGGGCGACAUGAUGAUAGACACAGACCCAGAGUUAAUUUCAGAGUUGGCCGAGGCUUUCGAAUCUCAGCUGAGUCUGUCCCACGGACCUCCACUUUGCAGACCAGUGUAUUCUAAGAAAGGUCUGGAGCAUAAAGCAGAUCUCCAACAACGUUUGUUUCCAGUGCCAUCGGAUCAUUUGAGAUACACUCCCGAAUCCCUCUGGCAGGAGCUGGUCUCAGAGCAUGAAGGACUGGAGGAGUUAAUACACAGGCAGAUGCGUCCUUUCUCCCAGGGAAUUUUGAUCUUCUCCAGAAGCUGGGCUGUCGACCUGAACUUGCAAGAGAAGGAGGGAGUCCUCUGUGAUGCUCUGCUGAUAGCACAGAACAGCCCCCCCAUUCUCUACACUAUUCUCGGGGAACAGGAGACAGGGGGGCAGGACUACUGCACCUCCACAGUCUUUACUUUGAAGCAGAAGCUGGUGAACCUGGGAGGCUACACUGGGAAGCUGUGUGUCAUGGCCAAGGUCCUCCGCCUGAGAGCUGAGAGCAACACAGACAGCUUAGGGGGUGAAGUCUCUCUGAUAGAUUACCCUAGGUCCUAUUCCUUUCUGGGCACCCAGCAAGCGGAAGCCUUGCUGCAGGCCCUGGUGAUCGUCCUCCUCAGCUUCAGGUCCCUCCUGAGUGACCAGCUUGGCUGUGAGGUUUUAAAUCUGCUCACAGCCCAACAGUAUGAGCUGUUCUCUAAAAACCUGCGCAAGAACAGAGAAUUGUUUGUCCAUGGCUUGCCCGGCUCAGGGAAGACAAUCAUGGCCAUGAAAAUCACGGAGAAGAUUAGGAAUGUGUUUCACUGUGACCCACGUGAAAUUCUCUACGUUUGUGAGAACCAGCCUCUGAGGGACACUAUCAGGAAGAUGAAGAUCUGCAAGGCGGUGACCCGGAAAACUUUCAUAAAAAGUAUAUUUAAAUUUAAACUUAUUCAACACAUCAUCAUUGAUGAAGCUCAGAAUUUCCGCAAAGAAAAUGGGGACUGGUAUAAGAAGGCAAAAGCCAUCACUCAGAGAAAAAAAGCUUGCCCAGGAAUCCUCUGGAUCUUUCUGGACUACUUCCAGACCAGCCACUUGUCUCAGAGUGGCCUCCCCCUUCUUUCAGAGCAGUAUCCAAGAGAGGAGCUCACCAAAGUGGUCCGCAAUGCAGACGAAAUAGCCAACUACUUACAAGAAAUAAUACAGAAGAUCAGAGAACAUCCUCCACCUAACCUUCCUCCUGAGUAUCUGGUCAUGCUCCAUGAAGCUGAAUGGGCUCCUGGUGUGACAGGCAGCAAAACGAUUAAAAACUUGAACUUGGAACAGAUGGUGACCUACAUAGCAAAUGAAUGUCACCGUCUCUUGAGGAAUGGUUAUUCUCCCAAGGAUAUUGCUAUUCUGUGCAGCACAGAAAGUGAAGUGAAUAAAUACAAAGAUAAGAUCUUGAAAGAAAUGAAGAAGAGAAAAUUUUCUCAGAUUAAUGAUGUAUCCAUUUUCACAGAGGACAUGGUGGACAGUGUCCGUCGAUUUUCAGGCCUGGAAAGAAAUAUUGUCUUUGGGAUCAACCCCACAACAGCUGAGACAGCCAUUUACAACAAUUUUCUGCUCUGUCUGGCUUCCAGAGCAAACAAACAUUUGUAUAUUCUCAGCCUUUCUAACUCAUGAGAAGACCUCAGUCUAAGAAGUGAUAAAGACAGAAUGUUCCCUUUGUUCCUGCAGUUUCAGAAAAGGAAUGAGUAUUCUGCAUCAGAAAAGUGCUAGUGGGAAUGCAAAUUAAUUCAUCCUUUUUGGAAAGACAUU